UUGCGCCUGCUGUACAGAAUAGUGUUUGAACACAACAGAGACAUACAAAUGUUUCACGGAGCUGUAAAGGCCAAUUGUUUUUAACGCUCUCUAUUCAUCACAACUGGGAGUCAAGAGCAGGACUUGUUUUGUACAGGGAGAACAUUUAAAGGGGCCAUUAACAUUUGCCUGGAGGACAAGUGAAAUUGAAAAUAGGGCAGAAUAUGGCAAUGUAGUAGUGUCUCCUGUCGCUUCUUAACUUGCGUGUCUGAACGGGAGAGGGACCUCAUACACAGAGCUCUAACAGCGAAUUGCUAUUUAAGGGCUACAGUACAGGUUUCUGUGUUGUAAAACAGACCUUUGGUCAUUCUGGCCAUUUUUUCAGUGCCGGGGAAUUCGUGUCAGCGCUGGGGCAGGAACCUGUGCCGUUACCUGGUGCAGCAGCCACACUCAGACACUUGCUGGAUUCACUGCGGGUAGCCAAUGAGAAUUCAGGGUACUAGUCCCUUAUCUCUGUCCAAUCAGAAGCUGGAGUACGUGUUUACACGCCAGGACUCUACUGUUAUUGACAUAAAAGACUCCUGUCCCGCUGUCAAACUCUAUGGUAUAGGUGUAACUAAGGGAGACCGGUAUUAGCUCAGGCUGUAAUCUCAGCACGUGCGAAAUGUAAUGGCAAAGCAGUGAUUAGAAAGUAACUGCACGUCACGCUGCUGCUUUUGCAUCUCUUACGCCAUUGAGUUGUGAGGAAAACGUGAUGCGGCUGCCUACAUCCAUCUCCAGGAGCCGAGUAGCUGAGGAACAUGUGCAAAUGUCCCAUCGCGCCGAAUGACAGGAAGUAGCACUUAAUUAUUUCACUAAUUGCACUUGUUGCGCUGAGUUAGCCUGGUAGGGUAUCGGCAAUAGAUGCAGACACUGGCAGUGGCCUCACUACUUCCCCAGAGGACUCUGUGAAAAGUUAGUUCCAGGCUCACCUCACACCCCCGGGCCAGCUAACCCCGCCCCCCGUAUCGUCACCACUUCUUCCUCCGUCUCUCCCGUCCCUUUUAUACUUCAAAUUUGGGUCGUGUUAUCUGAGGCCAGCGACCUGUAUUGCUGUCCUGUCAGUGUCUGCUCACCGCCCCUGAGAAUUGUCUGUGAAUGAUCACCUUUUAUUCCACAAACCUAAACUGUACCGUGAGGUGCUGGAAAGGGGGGUUGGCAUGACAACCAUCAGUGGAUAUUUUUUUAACCCCCUGAAAGAUUCAUGUCAAAUAUUCUGUCAUUCCCAUAAAGCUAUACCAGGAUUAUAAAGUAACAGGCUGGCUGUCAGGGAGUGUAGCCGGGAGUUGUGAAGUGGCCAAAGAUCGUGGGGCCAAAUUGUCUUUAUUGCUGAACAAUAUCUGAAGUGUUUAAUAAUGUAUGUGCAAAUGUAUUAUUAUUAUUAGUCAAUAUGGUGUGAGCUGCAGGAAGGGGGAAGCCUGAGGGAAACACAACUCUAGACCCAGGGCUAAAAUGUAUAUACUAAGAGACUUUCUGCUGAGAUGCCAGGAGUGUGAGCCGUGGCUUUUUAACCUACUGCUUAAAAGAAAUAUGCAAGUAUUACAACUCUAGAGAAACACACAGCCAUGAUCACAUGGUCACAUGACCCAGAUAACUGCCGUUUUUCUGUCAGUUAGGUGAGCCGAUCAGCCGAAGAACAGGUGAUUUCCUCAGCAGUUUUGGAUCUGACACAACAAAAAUUGGAAAACGGAGAGGAAAGAGAGAAGAUGACAAAGGUCAGGAUGGCUUUCCGGUUGGCUUCCUGCCUGGUGCCCUACAUCAAUACCUCAUCUCAAAGAAGUGGAAGAGAAAAUGUUGAAGAGUAUAACGCGUACUUACAGUAAAGAACACAUACUUAUAUCUGGUGGAAAUAAGGUAUGGACCUUGUCAUUUAAACAAGCAUUAUCAAAUAAAACCCCACUUGUUCUGCUACAUGGAUUUGGAGGAGGGGUUGGACUGUGGGUGCUCAACUUUGAAAACAUUUGCCAAGACAGAACAGUUUAUGCAUUGGACAUCUUGGGAUUUGGACGCAGUAGUAGGCCACACUUUGAAGGAGAUGCAGAGAAAGCUGAGGAACAGUUUGUACAGUCUCUAGAAGAUUGGAGGAAGGAAUUAGGUCUGGAGAAAAUGAUUUUGCUUGGACAUAAUCUUGGUGCAUUUCUGGCCUCUGCUUAUUCUUUAAAGUAUCCUUUGCGGGUAAAAAGUCUUAUUUUAGUGGAGCCAUGGGGAUUCCCAGACAGACCUGAUAAUGCAGAUGAAGGAAGAGCAAUUCCGAUCUGGAUUAAAGCAGUAGGAGCUAUGCUUAGUCCAUUUAAUCCACUGGCAGGACUUCGUCUAGCUGGACCUUUAGGUUUAAGCCUUGUGCAGCGUUUACGACCAGAUUUCAAGAAAAAAUAUUCCUCAGUGUUUGAUGAUGAUACAGUAACAGAAUAUAUUUACCACUGUAAUGUACAGUCACCUAGUGGUGAGACAGCUUUUAGGAAUAUGACCGUUCCAUAUGGUUGGGCACAAAGACCAAUGCUGCAGCGUAUUGACAAAAUGCACGCAGACAUUCCAAUCACUGUGAUUUAUGGUGCACGAUCUUGCAUUGAUGGCAAUUCUGGAAGCACUAUCCAGUCACUGCGGCCAAACUCCUAUGUAAAGACUAUUGCAAUCCGUGGUGCAGGCCAUUAUGUAUUUGCUGAUCAGCCUGAAGAAUUUAACCAAAAAGUAACAGAGAUAUGUGAUUCUGUGGACUGAUUUCUUUUUAUAUGAUGCAAAAGAUAGAACUGCUCUCUUGGAGCUUCCUUCAUGCAUGCACUGCACCCUCCUAUUGCCAGCAGCACUGAAACAGAGUGUGUCAUUGCUGUGUCUCCUAAACUGUUGAUGCUUCUCCAUUGCAAAGACAUUUACACACUUGAACCAGAUUUUGUGCCUUUUGUAGAAUUUAUUUAGCAUUGUACAGAUUUGCAAACAUUUAUAAUGUACAAUUUUAGAGAUCUAUAUCUACUUUUGUGAUAAGCGUAUAUAUUUA
Xenopus laevis (African clawed frog) is the source of this 3010-nucleotide messenger RNA. It is a transcript of the gene abhd5.S, whose product is annotated as abhydrolase domain containing 5 S homeolog. Bases 1810 to 2736 code for a protein of 308 amino acids. The transcript has 7 exons. Gene Ontology annotation, biological process: lipid homeostasis; phosphatidic acid biosynthetic process; negative regulation of triglyceride storage. Gene Ontology annotation, molecular function: 1-acylglycerol-3-phosphate O-acyltransferase activity; carboxylic ester hydrolase activity; lysophosphatidic acid acyltransferase activity. Gene Ontology annotation, cellular component: mitochondrion; lipid droplet; cytoplasm. The record is from RefSeq and is a predicted model, not a curated record. Lineage: Eukaryota; Metazoa; Chordata; Amphibia; Anura; Pipidae.